AUGUCGCUUGUCCGCGCUUUCACCACCAGACGGGCUGCCCGCAACAACAAGUCAGACUUGAACCGCACUGCCAGUCAGCGCACACAGCGUCCCAAGAUCUCUGGACCCAUCGAGUUGAUCUCGACGACGAACACCCUGGCUCAUGAGGCUCCUGAUAUCUUUGGAACCAAGCCUAUCGCUUUCAAGGCAGGAGUCCUUCAAUCCUCGUCCAGCUCCAACAGCCUGAGCUCGCUUGAGUACAGCGAUUCUAGCAGUAUCGGUCACCGUUCAGGAGGCACCUUCACCGACGCUUCUUCUUUUGAGGAGUCACCACUUUCUCCCGAGCCCAACCACUUGAGCUGCUACUUCAAGCCUUCGGUCUACGAUGAAGCCACGCAGCACAGUCGUCAAACUUCUGUCAACUCGUUCCACCGUACUUCAACCAGCGAUGUUGCUCCUGUUCUUCCUCAACGUGCACCUUCGCACAGCAAGCGUGCUCACCAAUUGAGUCACAAGCGAUCAGUCUCGCGCGUGAACCCUCCCUCAUUCCCCGAGGACGCUUUUGUCACCAGAGAUUCGACCGACUUCUUCCGUGCUUCUGGCCCAACUUCGCCUCACCCGUUCGGCAAAGAGCUCGAACAGCUCAAUGAAGUCGCCGAGGAAUUUGGCACAACAGUCCGUGACGUCGAGGCCGAUGCAGACCGUGUAUUCAUGGAUGCCCAUGGCCUGGAUCACUUCUCUGCCGACGACUACAUGAUGGAAAUCGCAGACAUGCUCAACGUCAUCUUCGAAGACGAGCCGACACCGUACGAAGAGGCUGGAUGGAUCUAA
Aureobasidium subglaciale EXF-2481 is the source of this 810-nucleotide messenger RNA. RefSeq lists its product as uncharacterized. The coding region runs from base 1 to 810 and encodes 269 amino acids. The transcript has a single exon. NCBI's taxonomy places the organism in Eukaryota, Fungi, Ascomycota, Dothideomycetes, Dothideales, Saccotheciaceae. The record is from RefSeq and is a predicted model, not a curated record.